Molecule: messenger RNA, 1910 nt
Organism: Lolium rigidum
Lineage: Eukaryota; Viridiplantae; Streptophyta; Magnoliopsida; Poales; Poaceae
Product: E3 ubiquitin-protein ligase WAV3-like
Exons: 1
Coding region: 1-1869 (622 amino acids)
Molecular function (GO): metal ion binding
Source: RefSeq, a predicted model, not a curated record
AUGGAGAGCAACAUCAGCACCUGCGCCAUCUGCAAUGGCGACAUGCGCCGUGGCUUCGGCGGCAGCGGCUUCACGGCCGACUGCUCCCACCAGUUUCACUUCCGCUGCGUCUCCGGGAGCCUCGAGAUCAGCAGCCGCCAAGCCUGCCCGCUCUGCAGCGCGCGGUGCCGCGACCUGCCGUCCUCCCGCUCCUCCAGGAGCACGCCGCCGCCACCAGCGUCGCGCGUGCCAGCUCAGCCCUUCUUCCGGCCCAAGGAGCCGCGCGUGUUCGACGACGACGACCCGCUAGUCCGAGCGCCUCGGCCUCUCGGCGACCGACACCAUAGCGCAGCAGGCUCAACGUCGUCCAGCAGCGGGUCGAUAGCGGUAGCGCUCAACACGCACUGCGAGUACUCGUCUCUCCCGCGGGACGCCACCCACGAAAACUUCGCCGUGCUCGUGCACGCCAGGGCUCCGGGAAGCGGUGGCGUCGACGCGCCACCGCGCGCUCGGGCGCCGCUCGACCUGGUGACCGUGCUCGACGUGAGCGGCAGCAUGGUGGGGAGCAAGCUGACGCUGCUGAAGCAGGCCAUGGGCUUCGUCGUCGACAGCCUCGGCCCCGCCGACCGCCUCUGCGUCGUCUCCUUCUCCUCCGGCGCCAGCCGCCUGAUGCGGCUCGCGCGCAUGUCGGAGUCGGACGGCGGGAAGGCCCUGGCGAAGCGCGCCGUGGAGUCGCUCGCGGCCGGCGGCGGCACCAACAUCGGCGCCGCGCUCCGGAAGGCCGCCAAGGUGCUCGAUGACCGCCUCCACAGGAACGCCGUCGCGAGCGUGAUACUCCUGUCGGAUGGGCAGGACACGUACACGGUGCCCAGGCGCGGGCAGGACGCCGACUACGACGCGCUCGUGCCGCCUUCCUUCGCGUACACCGGUGACGGCUACCGGUCCGCGCCGGUCCACACCUUCGGGUUCGGCACCGACCACGACGCGGCGGCCAUGCACACCAUCGCCGAGGCCACGGGCGGCACCUUCUCCUUCAUCGAGAACGAGGCGGACAUCCAGGACGCCUUCGCGCAGUGCAUCGGCGGCCUCCUCUCGGUCGCCGUGCAGGAACUGCGCGUCGACGUCGCGUGCGCGAACACGGGCGUCCGGGUGCGGUCGGUCAGCUCCGGCUGCUACAGGAGCCGCAUCGACGAGGACGGCCGCGCCGCAUCCAUCGACGUCGGCGAGCUCUACGCGGACGAGGAGAGGCGCUUCUUGCUGCUCAUGGACGUGCCCAGAGCGCGCGUCACCUCGGACGUCACCCACCUGAUGCAAGUCAGCUGCGUUUACCGGGACAUGGCUACUGGACUGCCAACCAACGUGGACGGCGAGGACGCGGUGGUGCUCAGGCCGUCGCGUUCGGCGAGCCUCGAGCGCUCCGCGGAGGUCGACCGGGAGCGCGUCCGGUUGGAGGCGACGGACGGCAUCGCCGCGGCUCGAGCGGCGGCGGAGCGGGGCGCGCAUGAGGAGGCGGUAGAGAUACUCCGGAAGAAGCAGCGAGCCGUGGCGCGCUCGGCGGUGGCCCGGGCUGGGGACUCCAUGUGCGUGGAGCUGUCGCGAGACCUUCAGGAGAUGCGCGCGCGCGUGGCGGACCGGCGGCGGUACGAGCUGUCCGGGCGUGCGUACGUGCUCGCAGGGCUGAGCUCGCACGCGCAGCAGCGCGCCACGUCUCGGCAGAUGUCUUGCGACGGCGAGACGGCGGGCCGCAGAGCAGAGUCCGGCCGUGCCACGACGCAGAUAUCGACCGCGUCGUUCUCGUACAUGACGCCGGCGAUGAUGGACAUGCUGGACCGAUCGCGGAGAUCGCGGGAGCUGAGGAGCAAGGAGCGGCCAAGGAGCGCAAACUAUUGAACCCACCAAGAUUAGGAUUGAGACCGAAUAGUUUUUUUUCU